CACGGUAUAACAACCGUGACGUAGUAGUGACGUAACCAUCCCCUCCUUCCUCGGGGAUGUGGAGCGAAAAUGGCGUACGGACGUUUCAACCGUUGUGUCUGUUACACGUCGACUGACUAACGGCACAGACGCCGCGGACCCCUCGCCGGGAGGCCGGAUGUGGACUAGCCGCUGACCUGUUGAUGGACUUUUCGGGGGUUCACAGGAAGUUAAUCGUCGUAGCAGUACAAUAGUUCGGAGUCCGAAACAUCUGUAAGCAUCUCCCGCUCAUCUUCCAAGAUGUCCGACUUUCUGAUGAGAUCAUUCCGGGCGCAGCUGACCACGAGCAUGGACUCGGUGCUGAGGGGAGCCGUGUUUAAAAUAAUGACCAUCUUUGAGAACAGCCUGCACGACCAUCAGGUGGAGCUGGCGCAGAAAGGGGAAGAGAUCGCUCAACUGAAGAUAAAGUUGCAGAACGCAGAGGUCAGGCUGAGCGAAAACCAGCGCGCAAGUGACGGAGGACCGGAGAGGAAGCAGAGCGAGCCGGAGAAGGUUCUGAGCGGCCCGGAAGAGGCUCCCGAUGCUUCAGAGUUUAAUUUUGAAGUACCUGAUGACUGGUGUGCCCCCCUUGGCUAUGAGACCGUGGUCAAGCGAGAAGACUCUUUUUGUCCCAGUGUGAGACUUCGCCGGCUGUCCAUCCCUCUCUAUCCCGUUCCCUUCCUGAAGCAAGAGGUUGUUAACGAUGACAUUGACUCCAGGCGGAGAUCCAGCAGAGGCUGUUCAUUGAACGCGAGGCUCGCACACGGGGAGCAAGAACCUUGCCGUCCGCCGGCGGGAAACGACAUGGCGAAAUUGGUCCAAGACAUCCAACAGGAAUAUACUGACCCCGCGGACGGUGCCCGUCCUAGAAGGACAAGGAGACGCGUGACUGGCAAACCGCAAAAGAGUACGAUGAAGAGGAAAAAAGGGGGAGGCAAAGCUGCAGCGGCUGCGUGCAGCGAGAAAGAGACUAAGACGAACGGCAGGGAAAGCACGUACUCCUGCAAGUUUUGUAAGAAGGAAUUCGACACGAUUUGGGGCCGAAAGGUGCACGUACGAUCACACAAGAAGUGCAAAGGUUGCAAAAAAGAGUUCCGUUUUCCAAGUGCCCUUAGGAGUCAUAAGCCCUUUUGCAAAAAACUCCGGGCAUUGAUGGCGAAACAAGCUACCUCCGCUAACCCUCCAAAACCCCAGAGCCCCGGUGUAGAAAACCUGACGGCGCCCAGCAAAGAAACGCCUGCUGUUAACGAAAGCGCGCCUUCCUCUAACGGCCGCCGUGAAUCAUCCACCCAGAAGGCCGAGUCUGCCAAAAAGCACGCCUGCACGCACUGCAACAUGAGUUUUAAUAGCAGUACGAGGCUGAGGGAGCACGUGCGCGUUCACACCGGCGAGAGGCCGUACCUCUGCAGCGCGUGCCCGAAGAAGUUCGCCGUCAAACAGGCCCUCAAAAAACACAUGUCGAGAAUGCACGAGGGCCAAGCCGACGUCAGCGAGGCGCAGGCGGACACGAGUUCAAACUGGAAGACCGUUGGCACGCGCUGCCGCGAGGGUUUCAUCUGCGCGUUGUGCCCGAGGCUGUUGAGAACCAGAUUCAUGCUGAGCGAGCACUUUCGCACGCACACGGGGGAGAAGCCCCUCAAGUGCGAGCAGUGUUCCGCAACGUUUCGUUUUCGCGGGCAGCUGAGCCUCCACAAGAAAAGGUGUGCGGGUCCUCAGCCGGUGACCGAGUGCGCAAAGUGUCAGAAAACAUUCGCCACGCAAGCGCGGUACCUGAAGCACAUGUCCAGUUUUCACAAAGAUCGGUCCUUCUGUAAGAUUUGUGGGAAGGUCUUCCUCACAAAAGGCCGCCUGAGGAACCACAUGGAGCGUUUCCAUCAGUAAGCCAGUUCACCGGUGGGACGUCUUUUAUGCUCUCGCUGGAGGUUGUAUGACAAAUCCGUAUUUCCUUCAGGCCAGCAAACUUUUAUUUUUUGGGGUAUUUGCUGAAGCUAAAUGUGUAAUCAUCUCUACAUAUUGUUCUCCUGGUUGCCUUAAUCACAUUGUGCUGUUUGGUGUCAAGUCAGCAACUUUUUUGCUGAAUUCAAAACUUGAGUCUCUUGGAUUAAGUUUGUGGUCACGUGCUUUGUUGUGGAGUCACAUUUUUGGACUAAUCUUUGAUUUUGGCUGUACUUUUGGUCAUUUGUUAUACACAAGUGUUUUUUUACUGAUACACCGAUAUGUGAAGAAAUUACACUGUUAUAGACGUCUUACAUUCAAAAUGACGUCUUAUUGUUCAACCUAAAGCUUGAGUUCUUAAAUAACCCCAAACAUGCCUAUAUAUUUAAAGUAUCGACUGUUUCAAUCGUGGUUUUAUAUUAUGUGUAGUGUUUGUGUUAAUGUAUCCACACGGUAGGAUCUGAUAACACUGCUGCUUUUUAUUUUCUUUAAUAUAAGUAAUGAAUAAUUGUUAUUCUAGACCUACACAUUGUUGCCAUUUUCCCCAAAUAAAAUGUUAUACUUUU
Molecule: messenger RNA, 2519 nt
Organism: Gasterosteus aculeatus aculeatus (three-spined stickleback)
Lineage: Eukaryota; Metazoa; Chordata; Actinopteri; Perciformes; Gasterosteidae
Source: RefSeq, a predicted model, not a curated record